Bombyx mori (domestic silkworm) is the source of this 7455-nucleotide messenger RNA. Its product is annotated as polyamine-transporting ATPase 13A3. Bases 234 to 3638 code for a protein of 1134 amino acids. NCBI's taxonomy places the organism in Eukaryota, Metazoa, Arthropoda, Insecta, Lepidoptera, Bombycidae. The record is from RefSeq and is a predicted model, not a curated record. The transcript has 20 exons. Gene Ontology annotation, molecular function: ATP hydrolysis activity; polyamine transmembrane transporter activity; ATPase-coupled monoatomic cation transmembrane transporter activity. Gene Ontology annotation, cellular component: membrane. Gene Ontology annotation, biological process: intracellular calcium ion homeostasis; polyamine transmembrane transport.
GCAUUUGUCAUAUUAUCACAUCGCGGUCGUGUGUGUGCGUCACUGCAAGUGUGCUGAUAAAUGUGAAUAGGUACUGGGCACUGGGUGCUGAGCAGUAGUACAUUUUUCUAUAAUUUCGUGAUAAUUCGUUCUGAUUAAAUAAAUGAAUAUGCGGUAACAGAGUACCUUAAACAUUUUUUUCAAUAAUAAAUAGAACAUUUUCUAGUUACAAAAUUUAAAACUCGUAACUGGGAAUGCCUUUUUUCAAAAAUGAUCCUCUCGCCAAUGAUGAAUAUGAAGUCAUCGGUGAAGCGUUUUGGCAGACCCUGGAAAUUCCCGGAGAAGAACAAAUUUUAAAAAUAUAUGGCUACAAAUAUUCGAAGAUGCAUGCCCUCGUUUUCCACUCUAUAUGUACAGUAUUAUGUGGAGUCCCAUACAUUGCAUUGCUGUACUACCCAAAGUACAAUCGAUUCAAAUAUGUGAAAUGCAGUUUAAAAUCAGCAGAAAAGAUUUGCGUGACAGAUUCAGAUGGAUUAUUUUAUUUAGCACAAAUAGAUGAAAUGGAUCUCAAUCUAUCGAAUCAUAGAGAAAAUAAAUUAAGAUAUUUUAUUUACCAGCAUAAUCGUUACAUUUGGUUGAGUGAUCAAGGUGCCUUUGUUAAUGUUCUCGCUCUCAACGAAAAACUAACUAUAUGUAUGUUGAUGGAAAAUCUAACAGGACUCAACAAGAGACAACAAAAUGAAUUGCUGAAACUUUAUGGUGGAAAUAGUGUGGAGGUAAAAGUAAUGAGUUACUGGACCAUCUUCAUCAAUGAAGUCUUUAAUCCAUUCUAUUUGUUCCAAGUUUUCUCCAUUGUUCUUUGGUCAUUGGAUGAGUACUAUCAAUAUGCUACUUGUGUGUUCAUUUUGUCAACUGCGUCAUGUGUAACAGCACUGUGUCAAACAAAACAGAUGAGUAUCAAAAUUCACAAAAUGGCUGGUGGUACUAGUGCUUUUACUGUAACGGUUCUGAGACCAACGCGUUCUGGACGUGAAGAAUGCGUGGUGAAUGCUAGCAGGCUGGUCCCUGGAGAUGUAUUAGUGAUACCAUCUGAUGGAUGUGUAAUGCCUUGUGAUGCGGUGAUUCUGACGGGUUCUUGUAUUGUUAACGAGAGUAUGCUAACAGGUGAAAGUGUACCAGUUAUGAAAGGCCCUCCGUGUUUGUCAUCUGAAGUGUAUUCUACAGAAGUUCAUAAACGACAUACACUCUAUGCUGGCACUCAUGUGAUACAAACCAGAUUUUAUGGUAAUAACCAGGUUUUAGCUAAAGUCGUAAGGACCGGAUUUUACACAGCUAAAGGAGAGCUUAUAAAAAGCAUACUGUAUCCAAAAGAGGUCAAUUUCCAGUUCUACGACGACGCCGUUAGAUUCGUAACAUUCAUGUUCUCCAUUGCUGCGCUUGGCAUGGCUUACUCCGUCUGGUUAUACGUCCUGCGAGGGAGCUCCGUCAGUACGAUAAUGCUCCGUACAUUGGACAUUAUAACCAUAGUGGUACCGCCUGCACUACCCGCGGCCAUGACAGCCGGCGUAGUUUACAGCCAACGCCGCUUAAGGAAAAACAAAAUAUUCUGCGUCUCACCGCCGAGGAUCGUGAUUUGCGGGAAAUUACAAGUCAUGUGCUUUGAUAAGACUGGUACUUUAACUGAAGACGGCUUAGACUUCUAUUCGGUAAUUCCUUCAAAUGAGGGCGAGAAAUUCGGGAAACAAGUGGUGAAUGUGACGGGGCUGCCGGCUACGAGUCCUCUACUGCAGGCCCUGGCUUCGUGUCAUUCCUUGACCAGCAUCCAAGGCGAGCUUAAAGGAGAUCCGCUUGAUUUGAAAAUGUUUGAGUUUACACGAUGGGUACUGGAGGAGCCCGGCCCAGAGAACACGCGGUAUGACAACCUAACACCGUCUAUAGUUAAACCCGUAUCGCCAACGGAGAGCACACAGAAUCUUGACAAUUAUGACCCUUACACAAUGGAAAUUCCGUAUGAGAUUGGUCUUCUAAGGAGGUUUCACUUUUCUUCAUCCCAACAAUCUAUGGGAGUUAUCGCCCGAGUGCUUGGACAACCACAAAUGGUGUAUUUUGUUAAAGGAGCGCCCGAGAAGAUCUCCGGCAUGUGCGCCCCGGAAACCCUGCCGGAAAACUUCAGCACAGUACUUAACGAAUACACAUCGAACGGCUUCCGCGUGAUCGGUCUCGCUCACAAGAAGCUUGACCGUAAAAUGAAAUGGGUCGACGCCCAGAGAAUCAAAAGAGAUACCCUCGAAUGCGAUAUGGUCUUCCUAGGCUUCCUAGUCAUGCAAAAUAGCCUGAAAACCGAAACUACCCAGAUCAUAAGAGAGCUACACAUGGCCAACAUGAGGCUGGUCAUGGUCACAGGAGAUAACAUCAUGACGGCUAUGUCAGUGGCCCGCGGAUGCUUCAUGGUGCAACCGCAACAGAAGAUAGUGUUGAUAACUGCAGUGCCACAAGCGAACGACGCUCAACCUCCACUCACCAUGGAAGUCGUCGGAGAGAGCGGACCACCAAAGUUACCGAUGGAUUCUUAUGUCAUAGCUUUGGAAGGGAAGACUUGGCAAGCAAUACGAACGUACUAUCCAGAUUUAAUGCCGACUGUAUUGAAAAAAGGUAUGGUGUUCGGUCGCUUCGGUCCGGACCAGAAGACGCAGCUGAUAACCGCGCUGCAGGACGAGGAGCUGACGGUGGGCAUGUGCGGGGACGGCGCCAACGACUGCGGCGCCCUCAAAGCCGCGCACGUCGGGAUAUCGCUCUCCGAAGCCGACGCUUCCGUGGCGGCACCGUUCACUUCUCAAGAGCAAAACAUCACAUGCGUCAAACUGCUAGUUCUAGAGGGACGUUGUGCACUCAGCACUUCAUUCGCAAUAUUUAAAUAUAUGGCUCUGUAUUCGCUGAUACAGUUCUUCUCAAUUCUUAUUCUAUACAAGCACCAUUCGACCCUGGGCAACAAUCAGUUCCUGUACAUCGACCUGGUGCUGACGACGCUGCUGGCGCUGUCCCUGGGCCGCGCAUGUCCGGGCCCGCGCCUCACGGCCGCGCUGCCGCCCGUGUCGCUGGUGUCGCCCGUCAGCCUGGCGCAGCUGCUGCUGCAGGUGCUCCUCGUGCUCAUGGUCCAGAUCUCGGCCAUCUACGUGCUCCACGGCCAACCUUGGUUCAAAUCCAUCGAAGGUGGACCGAACAUAGAAAAUAUAAUGUGCUGGGACAACACAGUAAUAUUCAUCACGACCUCGUUUCAGUACUUGAUCAUGGCCUGUGUUUACGCCAACGGCUGGCCGUUCCGAGACCGCUUUUACGCUAACUAUUCGAUGGUGCUAUCGCUGGUGACGCAAACCUCAUUCGUGAUACUGCUGUUGAUGUGCCCCUGGUCGUGGCUCGCGCAUUUCAUGGACAUCAAAAUGUUGGACCCCACAGAUCCGGACCAAAAAACUUUCCGUACUUAUCUGAUGUUGAUACCUUUCAUACAUCUGAUCUUGGCUUUUACUAUAGAAAUGACGUUGUCGAAUUCAGAAAAAUUCUCGAAGCUGUCGAAGUUGAUCCGGAGACGGUGCCGGGACAAGGAGGACGCGUCAGUGGAAGGCGCGUGUCCGCUGUGGGCGCCGCCUGCGCACGUGUGCUGACUGGCGCCGCACGCGCCGACCGCCUGCCCCGGACUCGUCCGCAGCUAGCACCCGGCGCGCCCGCCCUCGCGCGGUCCACAACGCGUUAAAAGCAGAUCUACACGGAGUCAGCUACUGACUCUAAUUAAAUAUUCCCACUAUACAUAUUAGAAGAGGGUCAGCGUUAAUUAGUCCAGUCAUUUUAGGCCAAAUUAAGUAAAUAUCUCGUCAAAUCGACGUACCACGUAAUAGUACAUUGUGCACCAAGGGAGAAAAGUAGGACAUUUCCUCCCGUGUGUAAAAUUGGCUAACUUGCGGGAUGGGAUGUCCUAUUUUAUUCCCGCGGUGCACAUACAUUUUUUUUUCCUACCAGGCCGAAAGUUCGUGGAGUACCGAGCAUACUCUUUAAAAAAAUAAUUUCUGUUUUUUUAUUUUUAAAUAAACUACUACUAAUUGAAUAAGAACUGUCUGAUGAACUCAUCUUUGCUUAAUACUUCACUAUUAAAUUUUAUUGCCUUUUGUUUAUUUCACUUUUACACUAAACACAAUAUUGCAAAUUACUCGAGCACAACAAUGGCGGAGAAUUUUAGGUGCGUGAGAGCUGACGUAGACACUAACGCGCAUGCGCACUUGUCAGUACUCAGGGAGGAAAAGUUACACUUUCUUCCCUGUACAGCGGGACGAAAACCGAACUUUCGGCGUAGGUAGAAGAACAAAUUUAUAUUACCACGUAAAAACUUGUAUUCUGGCAUUUUCAAAAUUCACAUAUUUUUAAAAUCAGGGGUCAAAGGUCACAAACGUUGAGUUCAAGGUAAAAAAAAAUAUUAAAUAGAAAAGUUGUGGAGAAUUUAAUUCUCUGCAAUAUUGAUAAUAAAUUGCGUAAAACCCAUAGAAACCGAGAUAUUUGCAAAAAAAUGUAAAAAUAAUCGAGUUUGUGAACUUUGACCCCUGACUUUAAAACUUGCGACCAUCCAAUUAUAUAUGAAUUUUGAGAAUAGUUUUAGGAUGCCGAAAUACAAGUUUUAAUUUGUGGUCAUAUACUGGGUAUGUCGAUUUUCCGAGAUCAACCCCCUAUAAUGACUGGACUAACUGGCAACACGAGACGCCGAAUGUGAAUAUUGUCGGAUCUCGAACCCAGCGCUGACGCCUGUAACUGACUCCGUGUAAAUCUGCCAUAACUAGUAAUGUAUCAUGGAAUUCAGUUCUCAAUAAUUUGUAGUCAAUGAUGGCGUCGAUCCGGCGUCCGUAUUAAUCUAAUUCAUAGGAUAACGUGUAUUUAAUAAGAUGAAAUGUUAAAUUCAUUCCUAGGAGCGUUAUUUCGAGGUCGUAAGCGUGACCUAUCACAAAACUAGAGUUACCUAUGGGUGUCGUGUGUACAUGUGAAAUACUUAGACGGUAUUGUGUAUACUUUAUCUUAAAAUGAGUACUUACACGUUUCGUUGUACUAUUUAUUUUUUAAUCUGUAUUUCGGUUGUUUCUAUUUUUAUUUCUUCGUUUAUUUUUUUUACGUUUUGGUGCUUAAUAAUUUAUUUAUUUCGUGCUGUGAUAAAAAUAAUGCCAAUUUAUUGAAAGUCGAUAUUUCGAUACCUUACUUACCCUUUAGUUACAAUACUAUUGCUUAAUUAAUAAAGCAGUAGUUACUUUUUUCUUUUUCUCUACUCAUUCGCUGGCUCACGGGGUCAACUUUAGAGAAUUUGUUAACACUGCCCCUAGCAGGAGUAGUACUACGCAGAAUCUACCGCCGGAUUAUAAUCACGACCCACUGAGAAGAUCCGGCGAGCGAUUCAGUGGAUUAAUAGUUACUUAAGAUAGCUACAUUGAAGGUCGAAUUUAAAAAAAACGGCCCAAUCAAUGUAUUUGCAUUUCUUAAUAAAUUGUACUUACACUUUUAUAUGAAUCGUACUCCGUACUGAAUUGUUAAAAACAUGAAACUAAAGAAAAAAAACUACAUAGGGUUCGUACUUAAUGCAAUUAAAUUUUACAAGUUUUUAUAAACCGUAAUGGUUCCCAACAAUUUAACUUUAGCUACAUCGGCCAAUAUUUUUAUUUUUCCCAAACAUAUCCUAAAUGAUUCUCGGAUUAUCACAUUAAUCUUAAUGGUUAGUUAGUGUCUUUAUUAUUGAUAAUUGUUUAGGUUCUGAGUUGUAUUUCUUUGUUCCUUUCUCAUACGUAUGUAUGCUUGCGUUACCCAUAACGCAGGUAAAUCUUGAAUCUGCUAAUUUGUAUUGACCAAUUAAAUAAUCUGAGAAUCAUUUACUUUGUAAAAUCAUUACAUCAUACUAACCGUGUCUUCUAAAUCUUUGCAAACUUUUCACUGACGCUUUCUUCUGUUUUAUUUCGAAUAUGGCGAAUUAAAAAAGAUACCUCAAUUUAUUUUAAUAAAUUUUUAUUAUUAAAAUUUACAUAAAACGUUCACUACUACUAAUUUACAUUAAAAUUUAUUCUUGCCUGUCAACACUUAAUUAAUAUAAUGUAAGGCCUUGUCCUACGUGAGCGACAAACCGAAGCGAUACAGUUUGACCGAUGUUUGAAAAAUAAUCUAUUGAAUAUUUUUCAAUAGAUUUAUACUUAAUAAAAUUAUUUUUUAUUAAAUAUACAGUAUAGGGAAUUUUUACUGAUUGAAUAAGAUUUAGCAGGGAUAUUAGGAUAGUAACAACUCUUUGUUCAUUUGUGAAAAUAGGUCGAAACAUGUGACACAAAAAUCACGUGUUUUAUUGAAAUUAGUCGCACUGCGUAGCAUCGCUAUUGUUCGCCCACCACCGCCCACCUAGGACAACAGGUAAACCAUCUUGUGCGUGAUUUACGUUAUUUUCGUAAUUAAUAAUAUCUUAGUGCCAAACAUAAGGUAAUGUGCAUGUAAUAAUUUCGAAUAAACAGUGCUAUUCAGAGAGAUUCGUUCAAUAGAUGAAAUUCUAUAAGCACUUAAGCGACUGUUCGCGGAUCGAUCGUAAUAAUACGAUGGUCCCUUUUAAUCAUUUCAAAUCAAUAAAUCGUCGAUAUUAUUCGAUUGUAAACGAUUGCAUUAAAAUCGAUUUUCCGUCAUAAUCGCUCGUCACUAUUUAAACCAUGUGCGGAAUUGGUACUUUAAACAAUUUCGAAAUACUAUUUAAACGAAUCCUUAUUUAUUAACACCUGAAAAGUACGUACCGUCAAUAAUUCAAUUAUAAACGUAAUAUUAAUGUGUAUACAACAGUUUUAAUAUUUUAAUGAACUGGGUAGAUUUUUCACAUAAAACAAUUCGAAUUAUGAGUCGAAGUUAACGAACGUAUUAUUUAGCCAAAGUUGAAAUUAGAACGAAUGAAUGAUGUAGGUAGAAUAUUGUAGAAGAUUGAUAGUUUAAUUACGUUAAAUUAAUUGCUACCGUUCGGUCGGUUGUCAAUAAAACUGAAAGUAAAGUUUAGAACGAACACCCCGACAAGGUGAUAAAAUAUGUAUGUAUUAAAAAAAAAUAUUACAUCAUGUAAGCAUUAAGUCCUAGUUAGUUUAAUUUAUUGGUUUCUGAUGAUCUAGUUGAGCAAUUUACGAGUCAAACUUCGUAAUGGAAUAAUAACUCGAUUGUUAGUCGAUACCAAUUUACAUAUUACGUGUAAUUGUUUGAAAGAGGUCCAAACUUUUUUUGACAGAUUAUGAUUUGAAAAAAAUUAAUAUGUAAUCAUAGUAAAUUGUUGCAUUUUCGUGUUUAUUUCCUUUUUUUUUUUGUAACAUUUAAUUUUCGAAUGUUUGUUGACUAUUUUUACGUCUUUUAUUACGAUAAUGCAGUUCAAUGUAAUCUUGUCGCGAGAUUUAGAUGAAUGUGUUGUGUGACCAAGAGAAAUCGAAUAAAAUAAUAUUAAUAUAA